AUGAACCUACCGCCAACUUCUCCUGCUAAUUUGCAAACUUUGAAAGAUAAGGAUUUUAAUGAAGCAACACUCACCGAUGAUGGUAUUAUGAUCACUUCUCAGGGUCAUCCUGACUCCUAUAAAGCUUCCGCGAAUGUAAAUGCAGAUCCAGUAACGGGCGAUCACAAUGAGAGUAUGACUAGUGUUCGAAGUAACAAUAGUUUCUUUGAAACCGCUUCUUUAAUUAGCUGUGUUACGUGUUUGAGUGACAACUACGACCAGGGAAAUCGUUUGAAUCCAAGUGGUGAAAACACAGAAGGUGCAGCCAAGAAUACGGGUGAAGAUGAUGUUCCAUACUCUUCCGUGACAGGUCAAUUACUUGUAAACACUGUUAUCCCAUACAGUAGAAUCUUACAUGCAAGAUAUUUAGAAAAUCCAAAGGGAUAUACAGAUGAUCUUGAGACAGCCAAUGCUUCAUCGGAUUUGAUUGAAAUUGAUGACACCGCCACUGGUAGUGGUAGUGAUCCUUUCUCUAAAGAUUCCAUUGAACAUCACAAGCCCAAGUAUUCUAAAACGAAAGGGCGCCUUAAUCGGCCCGCUUUGGUUGAAAUUACGUUUGCAAAACCUAGGCGUCAUGAUAUUGUACCGAAGCAUCUAACUUUGUCAAUAAGUUAUCCAAGCCUGUCUCGUGGUGCUGAUAUUGUUGAGGAAAUUCUAAAAAGAAGUUACAAAAAUGCCAAAAGAGAGAGAUCAAUCCUUGUUAUUGUUAAUCCAUUUGGUGGUAAAGGUAAGGCUAAGAAAAUGUUCAUGAGUAAAUGUAAGCCAAUUCUCCUGGCAAGUAACUGUUCAAUCGAUACUGCCUAUACCAAAUAUGCAAUGCACGCCGUAGACAUUGCUCGUGAAAUUGAUCUAGACAAAUAUGACACCAUCGCGUGUGCUUCAGGUGAUGGUAUACCAUAUGAAGUGAUAAACGGGCUAUAUCAAAGACCAGAUCGGGCUGAAGCCUUCACAAAAUUGGCCAUUACGCAACUUCCUUGUGGUUCAGGUAACGCAAUGAGUGUGUCGUGCCAUUGGACCAGUAACCCUUCAUAUGCUGCAUUAUGUCUAGUGAAAUCCGUGGAGGCUAGAAUUGAUUUAAUGUGUUGUUCUCAGCCGUCUUACUACCAGAAUUUCCCACGUUUAUCUUUUCUCAGUCAAACUUAUGGUGUCAUUGCCGAAUCUGAUAUCAAUACCGAGUUUAUCAGAUGGAUGGGACCUGCAAGAUUCGAACUGGGCGUUGCAUUUAACGUCCUACAGCGGAAAAAAUACCCCUGUGAUAUCUAUGUGAAAUACGCUGCGAAGUCAAAGAACGAUUUGAAAGUUCAUUAUAUGGAGCAUAAGAACCGAGCUUCUCUAAGAUUCGAGAAUGAUGUGGAUGAUAUUUUGAAUGAUAAUCUAUCGGGGGACUGCUUCCAGGAUCCAAGUUGGUCGCAAGUGAAAGAGAGCGACUUCAAGUUGAAAUACCCUUUAGAAGAUGGUGUACCGUCAGAUUGGGAAAGAAUUAGUCCAGAUAUAACAGACAAUUUGGGGAUAUUCUACACCGGGAAGAUGCCGUACAUUGCGGCAGAUACGAAGUUCUUCCCUGCUGCUUUACCUGCUGAUGGUACCAUGGAUCUUGUGGUAACUGACGCUCGGACUCCUGUAACAAGAAUGGCACCAAUUCUUUUGGCGCUGGACAAAGGUUCACACGUUUUACAGCCUGAAGUUAUACACUCAAAAAUCUCGGCCUAUAAGCUGGUACCCAAGAUAACAAAUAGUUUGUUUUCAGUUGACGGUGAGAAAUUUCCCUUGGAGCCAUUACAAGUGGAAAUAAUGCCACACCUCUGUAAGACGUUGCUGAGAAAUGGAUGUUAUGUGGAUACUGAGUUUGAUUCGAUGUAG
Torulaspora delbrueckii is the source of this 1899-nucleotide messenger RNA. RefSeq names its product sphinganine kinase LCB5 (gene LCB5). Gene Ontology annotation, cellular component: cytoplasm; intracellular membrane-bounded organelle; membrane. Bases 1 to 1899 code for a protein of 632 amino acids. Gene Ontology annotation, biological process: sphingosine biosynthetic process. The record is from RefSeq and is a predicted model, not a curated record. The transcript has a single exon. NCBI's taxonomy places the organism in Eukaryota, Fungi, Ascomycota, Saccharomycetes, Saccharomycetales, Saccharomycetaceae.